Messenger RNA from Conger conger (European conger), 1436 nucleotides. RefSeq names its product endosome associated trafficking regulator 1 (gene entr1). Bases 139 to 1215 code for a protein of 358 amino acids. Lineage: Eukaryota; Metazoa; Chordata; Actinopteri; Anguilliformes; Congridae. The transcript is spliced from 8 exons. The record is from RefSeq and is a predicted model, not a curated record. Gene Ontology annotation, cellular component: midbody; recycling endosome; early endosome. Gene Ontology annotation, biological process: positive regulation of protein localization to cilium; positive regulation of cilium assembly; regulation of cytokinesis.
AUCGUUAAACACUACUAAAGAAGAAAAGGAACUCUGUAUGCCAGUCUCACACACGUCUGUAAAGUCACGGAUACUGAUGCGUUUUUCUUCACGGAAGGGAAUGAGUAAACAUACGAAUUAAAAAGUAAAAGUUCCAGAAUGGCGAAACGCACAAGCUCGAGGAAAAUUCUAAUAAUUGAAGAUGGUGAACAUGAAGAAGAUCCAGAUGAUCUAAAUCCUUUUUCCUUCAAGGAGUUUGUCCGAAGCAAGAACCUGUCUUCCGUCUGUAGUGGAGCUGUAGAAGAACAGAGAAGCCAUCAGGCACUGAAGAAAACUGGAAGUGAAAGUGUACAGGUGGAUGAGGAAGUCUAUUCCUCUCUGAAGCACUGUGCCCCUACCCUACUAGAUCCCUUCCUUAUUGACUCUGCACCAUUCCAAAAGUCCCCUGGCGACGAGAGAACGGAAUGGAGAGAGAGCUAUGAGCCAUCAAGCAUUCAGGAAACACAUGAAUUUGAACUGUGUGAGACCAUGGAUAGUAAAUGUACUGACCCACCAUGUGUAUCCACUGAGGAAGGGAGGGACACAACAAUUUUGGCACAGGUAUUACAGGUAGACCGAGAAUACUUCCAAGACGCCUGUGAACCCAAGAGGAGCCUCACUGCUCAUGCCAGAGACCAGGAGACGCCAAUAGAUGACAUCUCUUGCCAGACCAAGCAAUGUAGUACAACGACUGGGAGCAGGGACCAACAAAAGCUCAGAGAGGAGAAUGCACAGCUUAGGAAUCAUGUUAAGGAGCUGCUGAAGAAGUCUCAGUCUGAUGAUCAAAGGAUCAAAGACCUGAAAGAGCAGCUGCAUGAACAGAAGGCGAAGGAGGAGAGAGAGGCCCUGGCACUGGAGACCAUGGUGCAGUCUGUGGAACAGAACCUGCAGAAAAUGACCAAACGAGCUGUGAAAGCUGAAACCAAUGCCUCAAAACUUAAGGAAGAACUUCUUCAGCUGCAGGACCAAUUGGAAGUGUACCGCAGUGGAAAUGAGAGACUCCGAGCUGCGGAAACAACUGCUUUGAACACCAUGAAACAAAAUGCUCAGGUUGCAUCAGAAUAUCUCAGCAAAGCUGCCAACAAUGCACAGAUGUCUAUCAGGCAGUUGCUCUCAGAAGCAGAGACACUCAGUCUGGUUUCAAAGAUGCUGUGUUCCAUGGAUAAGAUAUCUCGGAUGGACCCUGAGGACUGCUGAUCUCAACUAAAGCUCAGCGAGUGUUUUUAGGUUAUUUUAAACGAUAUACUGAACGGAAUUCAGCCGAUGUCAAUUCAGCAACUGACUGAAUAUGAGCAGGCAAACUAAUUCAGUAAUCAUAUGGUGAUUUAACAUUCAUUUGAUUGACACAACAAAGAGAAACUUUUCACACGUGUAACCCAAAGUUGAGCCCUUAAAAUAAAAGUUCUGUGCUUACCAUC